Messenger RNA from Eriocheir sinensis (Chinese mitten crab), 6631 nucleotides. Its product is annotated as F-box/LRR-repeat protein 5-like. Gene Ontology annotation, biological process: intracellular iron ion homeostasis; SCF-dependent proteasomal ubiquitin-dependent protein catabolic process. The coding region runs from base 212 to 2311 and encodes 699 amino acids. The transcript is spliced from 8 exons. Gene Ontology annotation, cellular component: SCF ubiquitin ligase complex. Lineage: Eukaryota; Metazoa; Arthropoda; Malacostraca; Decapoda; Varunidae. The record is from RefSeq and is a predicted model, not a curated record. Gene Ontology annotation, molecular function: protein binding.
CCGCGCCGAGCCCUGCCUCAAGGCCCCGCCGCCUGGUGCGUGAAGGACACCACUCACUAAGGCGUCAUUCACUAGUUAUUGAGCCAAAUUUACCAAGAGAUGACGCCACCCUCGUACCCAACAGGUGUCUUCUCAGGCAUUGUAUUUGUAAAGGUCCUCCACCUGCCCUCCAUUGAUUGGUCCUCUGACAUUCCUGUUGGUAGUUCUUUACAUGAUGCAGUGUGUUGACUUUCGUGAUGGGCGUGAGGUUGUGUCCCUCCUAAAGGACCUGGAUACCACCCUGUGUGAGUUCAAGUCCCAUGAAUCCAUUGAGAACAUUUUCAUCAUGGACCAGCUGAAAAACCGCCUCAAACAACGCCAGAUAUCCAACACUGCCGUCUGUGAAUGCCACAACGACAACCAGCUGUCUGAUGUGGUGCAACUGGUGCGCCAGGGGACACAGGUGAGGGAGGGCAGUGUGGGUGAGCGCAUCACUUUUGGACAGCAGCUGCAACAGGCAUUUGGGGAUUUUGUCAACACUUUCCUUCCCCACAUGGAGGAGGAGGAGCAGGUGUUCCAGCCGCUGUUGGUGGAGUACUUUGAGUAUGAUGAGCUCAAGGUUCUGAAGGAGAUAGUACUCAAGGAGCAUGAGCUAGUAAAGGAGCAAGGAAAUGUUGAGAAAGCACAAGACCCAGAAGCAGAAAAACCAGAGACAGAUGGCUCUGUCAAGGACCUCAGGGACCUGGACUGGGACCUCUGCACCUUGACAGAGCCUCUUAAUGAGCAUGAGUCUCAAGAUUGUGGACUUGACUUCCACCCCCCUCCUCUCCCCUUGCCUCCUGAAGAACCCAUCUUCCCACCAGACCAUCUGGACAUCACCCAAGAGCUGUCCUCCUCAGCCAUCACUUACUACCCAGAACUCACUCAUCACUCCAUCCACACUCAGGCCUCUUGCCAAGUACAGCCAGAAUACACACAUGACAAAGACAUUCCAAUCAUGCAUUAUGCCUUUAAUUACCAAAGCAGCCACUUCCUCCAUGAAGAUUAUCAGAACCAACAAUGCAUCUCAUUUGAUAACAAAGGAUAUGAUCACACCCCACUCUCGGAGUGCACCACACCACCCUUAUCACCCCUCUCCUCCCACACCCCUAUCCUGCCCACAGAAGUCCUGGUAGAGAUCUUCAAACAUCUAACUCCCCCUGACCUGUGUAGGUGUGCUCAAGUGUGCUCCUCCUGGAACAAUGCCGUCUUCACCCCAGCCCUGUGGCCUGCCAUCUACCCGGUGCAGUGGGCUCAAGGCAUCUGGGAGAGUCGUGACGUGGGGCUCUGCGGGGCCCUGGAGGAUGAGGCACAGAAGCAUCAGCGGGGUGGUGGCAGCAUUGGGAAAUGGGACGAAGAUGCAGAUGUGGAUGAGUCUGAGAGAGGAGAGGAGUCCCAGGAGUCAGUGCAGGAGUGUGGAGUUAUGGAGGGCUUGGUGUGGUUUGUGUUGCCUCGGGUUGGAGCAGGCGUCAGCACACUAGUAGUGGAUGCUGGCCGGGGCAUCUCCUCCCGCCUCCUGCAACAAGCCCUCCUUCUGUGCCCAAACCUUGUCUCCUUCUCUGCUGCUCAUACAUCCAUAGACUCCUAUGCCUUCAAAGGGCUGUGGCUUCAUGGUGCCCUCAAGAAGCUGCGUCACUUAGACUUGCAGGGAUGUGAGAUGGUCGACGAUUUGGCCCUCCAGUACUUGGCUUUGUGUGUGGGCCAAGGCAACUCCCACAGCACCAUGCCCUUGCCUGCACCACCCUGCCUGGAAGAAGAAUGGAUCUAUGAGGGUGGAUACUGCCACUGUGGGUACUCAGGUCCUGCAUGGCCCAACAUGCCCUGUCAAGGAAAAAACCGGGGGAAAAAGGAUGCACAGGGAAUAAUGGAAUACAACCUUCGGUCCUCCCACGUGGACAUUGAGGAAAUCCACUGCCCUUCUAGAGGUUCUGGAGGCUGGGAGAUGAUAAUGGGGGAUGCCUUCUGCAAGAAUUCCAAUCAACCCUACUCUUUCAAGCAUCCAACCCCCCAGCUGGCAUCCCUCAAUCUGUCAGGGUGUUGGCGCAUUAGAGACAAAGGGCUGCUGGCUUGUGGGGAUGCUGGUGCACUCCUAGGCUUGACAUUCCUGGAUGUGAGUGGGUGUUACCAGCUUACUGGACGAGGACUGGAGUCUGUAGCUCGUGUGUGCCCAUCGCUUCCUCCCCAGCAGUUGUGGUACUGUGAUGACAUCAUGGAUGGUCCCUUCCCUACCAUGGCAAAUGGGUGUGCCAACCUUGCCAACCCAGUGAGAAUAUGCUGCCGAGGUGGCCAGUAAAGUAAAGGGUGGACCAGUCACACACAGUGCCAGAUUUUCUGGGUGUGAUUUUUAUCCCUUCUGGAGUGGUUUCUAUGCCACUCUAUCAGCUGUCGGAUGAAGGGACAACACAGCACCAGCCACAGCUGCUUCUUGCCCUCUGGAAGAUGACUUGUGAAUCCCAACUCACAAACCUUAUAGUAACUUCAAAGUAAUUAGUCUGAGCUGCUCUGAUUUACUUGUGUGCUCUUACUGAUACUGUAUGUUUCACUGAAUAUAAAAACUGCUAGUCAUCCAUCUAGUUGAGCUUAUGUUAUGUAAUGUUUUAUUCUUGGUAACAGAUAUUAUGGACUAAGGUCUGGCAGUUGUCAAUCUGUCUUAUCAACCCCUUCACUACGGCCGGGCGAAAACAGCGCCCCGCGUCGUAUCCAGGAUCGCCGCGCGCGCCAAAUUUCAAAUAUUGCUAUUGAAUAUAACAAGCUUUCAGCCAUAAACUCAACACAAUCAUCAUGUAUUAUAUAUGAAAACAUGCAGAAUUAAAUGGUGCACAUAAAGAAGCAUAAAUUAAUUGAUAAUUUUGAGAUGUAAGCAUAAAUAUAAAGAUAAAAUAACUCGUAUAUUGGCUAAAGCGCGCCAGGACGCAGUAUGCGUGUCCUCGGAUAUGGUACGGGGCACGCAAGGACGCAGUAUAUGUGUCCUCGUGUUGAAGGGGUUAAACAAGUAGGUUUUUGUGCAUCUUAUAAUGACUUUCAACUGACUGUUUAACCCCUCAACGACAGGGAUGUUUUUGUCUUUUCUCAGAAAUUGCUCUUCUUUCAUUAUCAAUUUAUCAGCUCUGCCUCAACCUAUAGCUUGAAUUUUAAUAGUAUAGUAAUUAUUCAUCAUCCUCUUUCAAUCUGCUUCAUAGCCAGUCUCUAGGCCAAGUGGUAUUGCUGUGGUGAAGUUAUGAAGUGGAGUAACUCUGCCUACAGCAGGCAGAGUGCUGCUUGAGAUACUGCGGUGGGGUGGGGUGAGUUGCCACCUACUCCUGCACACUCAUUUUCCUUAUCCUCUUGCAAAGAAUCUUACACAUGAGAAACUAGAAAUGCAUGUGCAGCUGCAUCUGCCAUCAAGGAAAGACUGAGGGGAUGAGUCAAGUAUUACCCCUGGAGGCACGCUGACACAUAAAUUCCCCGUGUCAAGUUCAAAUCAAGCCCAGGAAAGGCAGACCAGGAAAACCUAUCACCCAACCUUCAGGGAUUAAUGCAAAAUUACAAACCUCCCUCUAUUUUUUUCUAUUUAAUCAUUUAUCUGAUACAUUAAGUGGUUUACCUGGAAAUGUUAUCAUGUUAAAGUAGAUGCAAGGCAACACUUUUUUUUCUGCAGACCUCAGGUAAGCUGCUACUGCUGUAGGCUUAGACCACAGGUCUUGAAGAGAGGGUCAUGGUCUGCUCAGUUUGUUUUUAUUUGUACCACACAACAACUCUUUUGUCACUCUCAGCUCUCAAGAUGAUCCCGAAGCCAAAAAGAAAAUCUAUGGCACAUCACUACAGCAGUACAGUAUCCAGUCAUAACUCUUCCUGCAGCAGAAAGUCAUCCAUUAUAUUACCUUUAAUCAUACUGUUACUUAAUCUGCAACCACUAAUUACAUGUAAAUAAAUUGGGAAAUCAUAAUUAUCAUUGGUGACAGUCUCAAAUUAUGGAGUCAUAAAACAUGACCUUUUGACAAUACUACUUUGGUUGAGGGGAGAUGUGUUCCUUCUAGUUGCCUUGUUUAACAUGCAGUGGAACAGCAUAUUAUUGAUCCACUUGUCAGGGUCAGUAAACAAUUUAAACAAGUUUAUAGUGAAGGCUGUGAAGUAUCAUUGUGGAGUACAUAUAAAAAAAAACUUAGGCACACAUUAUUCUCAGUAUAAAAGGAAUUGUCUAUGUGAACAGAUCUGGAGUGACUAUACCAAAUUUUUAAUGAAUUUACAACAUAUUCAUAAAUGUUUGGUGGAGCAUCUGAACCUUUUCCAACCCCAGCAUCCUCUAUGGUUAUUUUUUUAUUUAAUUCAAAAUACCAAAGUAACAUAUAACUUGCACUGUUACCAGAACAAAAGACAAAACCUUUUCAUAACACCUUCUUAAAUCCAUGUUGAUAUAAUGUCUUAUAUAUUUUAAUAUUCCUAAAUCCCAUGUUACGACUCCAAGAUCUGUAUUCCGAAAGUCCAGUAGGUGAUGGAUCAACAUCCAUCACCUACCUACCUACUGUCUUGUAUUUGAUUCUCAAGUGCAGCUCAGACCCAACACCAAAGAUGUGGCAGUGUUGAGGCAGGUGUGUGCAGUGUGCUCAGAAGCCACUUACUCUUUGUGCUGUAGUAAAGAAAGAUUUUGCUUUGUUCUACAAUUUAAGUUUUCUUCUACUGAUGAAGCAUGAGUGUCUGAAAGAGGGAAUGGCCAGGGCUAAUACAUCAUAUUAGCAUGUAAGCUGCAGAAGAUGAAGAAACUUUAAGCUUGUGUGUAACAAACUGUAGUACUUUUGGGCCAUGCUUACACAAGUUGAAAUAACUCGGCCAGUAUUUGAACCAUUUAUUUACUCUUAUGUUUACUGAGCGAGGUACCAGUAGACAUUGAGCAGUUCAAAUACUGGCUGUAGUACUUUUAUCAAAUCACAGCAUACAUUUGCCACCCUUUAGUAAAUACACAGAUGUGAAAAAUACUUAAACUCAGUGUAGUGGCAGAGCUUUUCUUUACUACAGCCAACUUUAUAUGGCAGUAGUAGUGAGUGAUUUAUUAGUGUUUUGGAGAUGCUGUAGGAAUUGGGUGUUGAGGGUUUGGUGUUGUGACCUAGAGGGAACCACCAUGAUGACAAACCCUCAAGAAUGCAUCAUUUUGUAAAGCUUUGUCAGCACUACAAGCAUCUAGCUGUUCCAUGGUUACUUCCCUCAGUUAUGGUAGUGAGUUCAUGUAAGAUUAAAAGUACUAUAUGUACUCAUGCAAAAUUGACUGCCUUUCGGCUAUAAUAUGUUUGAUGGAGGGAUGAAUUUAACCCCUUAUGGAAAACUGUAUCCAUGAAAGAAUCAACUCCCUAAAGUUGAACAUAAAAAAAAAAAAUAAUAAUAAUAAUAAUAAUAAUAAUAAUUUGAAAAGUUCAACUUUUACAAGAUUAUGUAGUGUUCAUCAGUUAGCCAUCAACUGAAAGAGGAGUAAUCUAGUGCAACAAGACUACCUAAUCAACCCUCCAUACUUGUAAAUUUCCAUAUGUAAAGUCAUUCAAGCAAUGGUGACACUUAAAAGAUGAUAAGGCACUUGUGUACAGUAUCAACAUGCACACACAAACACAAAUCCAGACACAAAUCCAGAUGAGCAUCCAGGGGAGUGAACUGGUGCUAGAAGCCUCCCCUUCAGUGUUUAGUCACAAGUCACUCAGCUGUAUCAGGAAAUUAGUUUGUCAUUAUCUUUUGUGUUUACAGUAAUAUCCUUAAAAUUAGUAUGGGAGCUAAUUGUCCUAAACCUGUAUAUAUUUAUAUUCAGACAGUCCAGAAGGCCUACUGACAUUACUUUUAAGUCUUUCUGCAUAGCUGCAUUUCUUUUGUUUAUAUGUAUGGUGAUGGUGCUUUGCCAGCCAUCUGAAAGAUGAGCUUGAUUAGCUUAGAUCCGGGGAACUUUAACCAAUUUACAAAUAUAUUUUGAAAGGUUAUAAAAAAAUGUUACUGCACUGUAUUUACAUCAGUGGGUUUUAUAGCAGGGGUUUCUAAACUGCUUGUCUGAUUUUUUUUUAAGAGCACAGAAAAAAAUAAUUCUGAAUGAGUUGCCCUUGGGGCCUUCCUCAGUGGUCCAAAAACAUAAAGGAAACUCUUGUUCCCAUUUUUUUAUUAUACUGAACAUUGAACAUUUCUGAAAGUGCAAAUGUUAUUUUUUAUAAUAAUAAUAAUAAUAAUAAUAAUAAUAAUAACUAAAGUAUUGAUGUGAUCAACAAAUUGUAGGAAAAAACUGUCCAUGAAAUUUUUCAAGAUAAUGAAGGUAAACAUCCAGCUGGUGCUCCUGAGUACAAACACUAUAAACACUCCAACACCACCAACAGUGUGCACCAGUGCACACUGUUGGUGAGCAGUGGGGCUCAGGAGCAUCAGAUUGGGAAUCUAUGGGUUUAGUUAUCACAAUUACCAAUGAGAAGUGUUUGAGGGAAGUAUUUGUUUCAAUUUAGAAAAUCAUGCCUCCUGUAAGUUGUCAAGAAGCAUUGUAAAAAAAUCAUGGUCAUCCCAUCAUUGUUUAUGCACACUGUAUAGUAUUGGUAAGGCAGUAAACACCAGUUGCUAAUUUUAAGCAGAGUGAUAUAAUAUUAUGAUCAAAUGGUACCUGAGUAAAAGUGGAAAAUUA